Molecule: messenger RNA, 751 nt
Organism: Ceratotherium simum simum (southern white rhinoceros)
Lineage: Eukaryota; Metazoa; Chordata; Mammalia; Perissodactyla; Rhinocerotidae
Source: RefSeq, a predicted model, not a curated record
AAUGCCUGUUUCCCAUCGCAACAGGAACUAGGAGCACUGGGCAAAGUGGGAGGUUGGGCCUCUCGUCUGAUCCCGAAUGCCUCGCGAGGCUUGGGGCGGCGUUCUUCCCGAGGGCGUCACCGGGGCCAGGCAGUGGGGUUUGGGAGCCGGGCCUAGGGGCGGAGCUGGGAGAUGGCUUCUGGAGCGGCUCGCUGGCUGGCAUUGGCACCCGUCCGAUCCGGGGCUCUGCGGAUCGGGCCGAGCUGGAGGAAAGGUGGAGAUGUCUCCGCCGGACGAGGCGGUCCAGGUCGGAGUCUGGUGCCGUGGAGGUCAGUCAUCGUUACUCGCAGCGGCGCCAUUUUGCCCAAACCGGUGAAAAUGUCCUUCGGCCUCCUCCGCGUGUUCUCCAUUGUGAUCCCCUUUCUCUAUGUCGGGACGCUCAUUAGCAAGAACUUUGCUGCUCUACUUGAGGAGCAUGACAUUUUUGUCCCAGAGGAUGAUGAUGACGACGACUAACAGGGCAUGAAAGAAGUACAGAAGGGUGAAAACCCUACCUUAAUUAAGAAAUGGUGAUGCUCACAGCCUCUCCUCCUCCCCUAUCAGCAGAAGGGCCCAGGGAAAGCCCUCAGCCUCCCAACUCCAGUGAAGCCUCCUGCAUGGUCUGUGACCACAGCCCAGAUCCCCAGGCUCUAGGAGGUUCCCUGAGAUGUGCUGUCCACUGAGCACAGUCAGAUUAUGAAUGAACGAAUAAACAUCAGCUCUGUAUGACUAA